Molecule: messenger RNA, 4704 nt
Organism: Stegastes partitus (bicolor damselfish)
Lineage: Eukaryota; Metazoa; Chordata; Actinopteri; Pomacentridae
Gene: src
Product: v-src avian sarcoma (Schmidt-Ruppin A-2) viral oncogene homolog
Exons: 12
Coding region: 653-2266 (537 amino acids)
Biological process (GO): protein phosphorylation
Molecular function (GO): protein tyrosine kinase activity; ATP binding; protein binding
Source: RefSeq, a predicted model, not a curated record
GCAGCAGAUCACUGAGGUUUGGAAGUCAGCACCUCAAUUUAAAUUUCAAACCGAGAAUUGAGAACUACUUGCAGAAGAGUUUGGGUGCUACAACACAAUCACGACCUACAAUGUGAAAAACGCUGUUGAACCUGCAGCCCCAGGUGAGGAGCGGCCCCUCCGACGCCAUUCAGACAAAUCAGAGCGCAAUUGUGCGUAAAACAAUCCGACCAAUGAACGGCGGGCAGUUGCGGAGGCCCCGCCCCUCCCCGCCUCCAACAUCACAUCUCAGUGUUUUGGUCUUGAUUUGGCGUCGCUGCCUUGAAGCAGACCGUCUGCCGCUGCUGCUGCACGAAAAGCUCCGGCUUCGUACCAGCAUCCGAGUCUCUCUGCUGUCUCCAUUUAUUCUGCGUGAAUGGAAGAUCCGUCCGUAGCUCCGGAGGCUUCCUCACCGGGCCGCCCCUCCACUUGAAUGGGAUCCCUCAUCGCCUCUCUCUGUCGCUGGCUUCUGGCACCGAGUGUCUCCGCUGCUCCGAGUCCCAAUUUUAGGAUCUGUGUGCUUUUUAGUCUCCCUAAUCAGUUUAUGAAUGGUUUGAUGCGACAGCCGCCUGUCUGAUCGGCUCAAGAGCGACGACGCCAAAUCUCCGGCUGCCUGCGCUUCAGGGCCUCGGCCAUGGGGGGAUCCAAGAGUAAACCCAAGGAUGUAGGCCAGCGAACCCGCAGCCUUGAUGGCAACCUCAGCUCCGGGGGAGGGGCUGGCGGCCACCACCUCAACUCUACUCAACAGUCCCUAACUCCCAACCGUAGUCCUACGAUGGAUGGAGGCCUCAGUGGCAAUCAGUCAAUGGGCAACAAUGCAGAGCUGGCCCUGUUCGGAGGUGUCGACAACAACGCUGUCACGUCUCCCAACAGAAUCACACUGGCAGGAGGCGUGACGACCUUCGUGGCAUUGUAUGACUAUGAGUCUCGAACAGCCUCAGAUCUGUCUUUCAGGAAGGGUGAACGCCUCCAGAUAGUAAACAAUACAGAAGGGGACUGGUGGUUGGCGCACUCCCUGACCACUGGAGAAAGCGGUUACAUCCCCAGCAAUUAUGUGGCUCCAUCCGACUCCAUCCAGGCAGAAGAGUGGUACUUUGGCAAAAUCACGCGCCGUGAUUCGGAGAGGCUGCUGCUGAGUUUAGAAAACAGGAGAGGGACUUUCCUGGUCAGAGAGAGUGAGACCACCAAAGGUGCCUACUGUCUGUCUGUACUGGACUACGACAACACCAAAGGGCUCAACGUGAAGCACUACAAGAUCAGGAAGCUGGACAGUGGAGGCUUUUACAUCACAUCACGCACUCAGUUCGGCACCCUGCAGCAGCUUGUCAACCACUAUCGCAAGCACGCUGAUGGACUGUGUCACAGUCUAACAGAGAUUUGUCCUGUACUGAAGCCUCAGACUCAGGGCUUAUCCAAGGAUGCCUGGGAGAUCCCAAGAGAGUCCCUUCGCCUGGACCUCAAGCUUGGACAGGGCUGCUUUGGAGAGGUCUGGAUGGGCACAUGGAACGGUACAACACGGGUGGCAAUCAAGACCCUGAAGCCUGGCACCAUGUCCCCUGAAGCCUUCCUUCAGGAAGCUCAGGUCAUGAAGAAGCUGAGACACGAAAAGCUGGUUCAGCUGUACGCCGUGGUAUCUGAGGAGCCUAUCUACAUCGUCACAGAGUACAUGGGGCAAGGCAGCCUAUUGGAUUUCCUGAAAGGGGACAUGGGUAAAAUGCUGCGCCUCCCUCAGCUGGUGGACAUGGCCUCACAGAUAGCGUCAGGGAUGGCUUAUGUGGAGAGGAUGAACUAUGUGCACAGAGACCUUAGAGCUGCUAACAUCCUGGUGGGAGAUAACCUGGUUUGCAAAGUUGCUGAUUUCGGUCUGGCUCGUCUCAUUGAGGAUAAUGAAUAUACCGCCAGGCAAGGAGCCAAGUUUCCCAUCAAGUGGACGGCUCCUGAGGCUGCGCUUUAUGGCCGCUUCACUAUUAAAUCUGAUGUCUGGUCUUUUGGGAUCCUGCUGACUGAACUGGCCACCAAAGGCCGAGUGCCCUAUCCAGGUAUGGUGAACCGAGAGGUGUUGGACCAGGUGGAGCGUGGUUACAGGAUGCCGUGCCCAGCGGAGUGCCCUGAAUCCCUUCACGAGCUGAUGCUGACCUGCUGGAGGAAGGAGCCUGAGGAGAGGCCUACCUUUGAGUACCUGCAGGGCUUCCUGGAGGAUUACUUCACCUCCACAGAGCCUCAGUACCAGCCAGGAGAGAACCUGUAACCAAGCUGACAAUGUUUACGUGCACGCAUUAUGGAUGUGCAAAACUGAGCAUGUGCAUCUGCUUGAACAAGUAUGUGUGAGGGCAUGUUUGUUUGUGCAGAAAUCUGGCAUCAUUCUGGGUACAAUCAGUGACUCUCUGGUGUGGAGUGUCGGUGGAUCAUCAAACCAAUCAGCUAAAUCCAGUCUUUCCAAAGGCAUUUUCAUUCUCUCCAGUGUGUCCGUUCCAAGGGACUAUUUUUAAAGUAAGGGACUUCAAGUGUGGCUUUGUAGUUUGUCAUACAGAACUCUGUCAAUCAAAUCAACAUCCUACACAAGCAAACAGGUUUGUCCACCUUCCUUGUGUUUGCAAGGUGCCCUAUUAUAUCCCCUAAGUAUUGUUCGUGUGUUAACUCGCCCGACGAAUCUUGCAGCGUCAGCACUGCAAGUGACAUCCGACUACGACUUGAACAUCAGUCUGACACAGGAGUCCAGAGAAUGAACAUCGGAUACAAUCAUUUUACUGCUGACACCACCACCACAGGAUGGCUAUUUUACUUUGGGAUCCCUUUUGAAACACAUGCUCAGACUCUGUCUUCCAUUUCUCCACUUUAGAAGCAACCAUUUGAAACAUACAAUAAUUAAAUAUUGUGGAUUUUAAUUUUUUAAAAAUUGUUUUAUUAGACCUGGAUCAGCUGGAAAAAAAUUCACAGAGACAUUUAUAUUUUAUAGUCAUGCUUCCCCUGUUCAACAUUGAGGCAAGUUUCCCAUCUGCUGUGAGAUUUCGUAAGAGCGUGCAGUCUUCUUCACCGAUUGGACGAAUUGGUUUAUCGCUGUGACCAACAUACAGCUCAACACCAAGAAAAGAAGAGGCAAGGUCUGCCUCUCUACUUUUAAAUUUUGUGACUUUUCUUACUCUAGACAAAAGGCUACUGAUCACUAAAGGUCAUCUCAGGAUAGUGAAGACAAGAAUUCUGCUGCAAGGAUUUUUGUGCCAAUGAAAAUGUCUUUUUUGUACUCUCUUCUACUGUGUAAAAGUGUAUUUUAAUACUCUGAACUUUUCUUAUACUGAAGCUUGAGUUGUGUAAAGAGAGGUUACGCUGUUGUUCUUCUGAGAGGAUAAUCCACUGUUUUGAGAUUCUGCACCUGUGUACACUACCAACCGGCUCACCAGCAUGGUUUUAUUGUGCUGAUUUGCUUUUAAGAAUUCAAAUUAAAAUCAGGUGAAUCUUCUUUUAAGUCUCCUUCCAGUUCUGACCUUUAUUAAUAUGAAGACUUUUUUUUUUUUAACCAGAGUUGGUAUUUCACUCACUAGUGCGCCUUUGAGCACAAUCUGACACUGGAGAUACUGCGUUUCUGUUCUCAGUAAAGAUGAUAAAUGAGCAACAAAGUGAAUUUGUGCUAAGUUGUUAGUGCUCCCUCUGACCUGUAGGAGGCAGACUACCAAGCUUUCCUAGUAACACAUUAGCAUGUAAAGCAAAUGAAUUGGCAUCUUGACACCUAAUUGUAAAUAUCCUUAAUGCUAAUAUUUUGUAUAUAUCAUCUCUAUAAUUUAUUCCUUUUAAAAUAUCCCACUUGUUUAUUUUUCUUUCAGCAUCAUUGUUCAACCUUGUUCAUGGUACUUUAAUGAGCUAAAUAACACCUGACAGUAAUGAUAUUAAAAGAAUAUAUUAUUAUUAUUAUUAUUAUUAUUAUUAUUACAGAAACACUUUUCAUUACAAUAUGUUUAUUUGUGCACGUAUUUCUGUGAAACUUAAUCUCAGUUGUAAAUUUUCAAUAUGACUGACGGAAGUGUUGAGAAGAGACCGCACUGAGUCACGUUUUUGUCGAGGCACUUGUGUUUCGGCAUACACUAAUAAUCUACCAGCAUUGCUACUUCCCAUGAUGCAAUCGAGAGCAUAAAUGUUUACAUAAUUGUCAUCUGCAGAUCAUUUUGGUGCUGCUUGAAAGGCUGAGUAUAGAGCAGCAACAUUUCUUGCCCAACAUUGUGCGCCGCCAUCCCCUGCAUGUAUGUACUUCCAGGCUCAUUCGGUGGUAUGAUUGGAUUCUCCAGGAUUUCAUAAAACACUACUGAUUAGGAUUCCACUCAGAAGAUGACAUAGCUGCCACAAAUGGACGGAGCUUGAUACACUGACCUGCAUAUGUGUAGUCAGGCUGUCUACCAUCAUCCCCUCUUUUUUUUUUCUCCUAUUGUCUCAUGGAAUGUUUGUGAGCAAAAAUACAGAAAAAGUGCAUGUUAAAGGUCAUAUAGUCAGUAUGCAGCCUUGCUUAUAAGCCAAGGGCAUUUCUUGUGGGGUUCUGUGGGUCUCCUUUCUGGCUAUGCAGAUAUUUUUUAAAUCUGUGAUUUUUCCUAUAUAUACUUUUUUUCUACUGUAAUCAAUGGGAAUUUUCACAUAAAUAACUCUUUGUUAAAUCCUACUGAAUACUGUUCAAAUUUGAAUAAAAAUUGUAUAUUGCCAGUA